AUGCAUGCUCUCAUCAUGGGUCAAUCUAUACUCAAAGUCGGCCUCGAGCACUGCAAAAAUCUUGAGGAUAUUCGAUCAGCCAUCAGGGAGUACGCUAAAACCAACACCACCGUCCCGCGUAUCUCCUGCCGCGGUUGGAUGCACAGCAUGACCCCUGAUGGGGUUAACUCUGCGAUGCUGGAUGAUCUGGACCCGCUAGGCCGCCCCAUUUUUGUCGACACAAAGGAUCUGCAUAGCACAUGGUGCAGCACCACAGCUGUUAAGGAACUCGAUAUUCAGACAACCCCAGAUCCUGUUGGCGGCAAGAUUCAUCGUGAUGCAGAUGGUAACCCAACAGGCUUACUUGAGGAAGCAGGGGUAUUCACAAUUGUCUGGCCGCAUAUUGCACGAGUGGCCUCGCUGGAAGAGCGUGCAGCGGCAAUUCGCUCUGCAGUUGAGGCGUACAACACUGUUGGAUACACAGGUCUCAUUGAUAUGGCAAUGGACGAAGACAUCUGGGAGGCGUUGCAGAAGCUCAUCUCCGACGACCCCAACAUACCUAUGCGCUUCGCCGCCUACUGGCUCAUCAAGCCGAGCGCCACCGAGGCUGAACACCUGAAGCAAGUCGAGCGUGCGGCAGAGCUGGCGGCUCAAUUCAAUGCAACCAAGAGCCCUGGUUGCCGCGUUGUGGGCAUCAAGAUCAUCUGUGAUGGAAUCAUUGAUUCGUGCACAGCAUCUCUGAAAGAGCCAUAUUCGAGCAACGGUGCUUCGACCGACGCUAUCUGGACAAAACCCCAGCUUCUACCGGUGGUGCGCAAAGCUGACUCACUCGGUCUUCAGGUUGCACUCCAUGCAAUUGGUGAUGCAACCAUCAAGAUGGCCAUUGACGUGAUAGAGGAAUGCGUGACUCCAACCAGACGCCCACGUAUCGAGCAUUUGGAGUUGUCUUCCCCUGAGGAUGCUGCUCGCCUAGGUCGUUUAGGCAUCACAGCUAGCAUUCAGCCAGUCCACAGUGAUCCGGCCAUUCUACGGGCUUGGCCAAGGCUUAUUGGUGAACAUCGUUGCGGGCGGGCAUUUGCAUAUAGGGAAUUCGCCGACGGAGGCGCGCCAUUAGCGCUGGGUAGCGAUGCUCCGACGGCACCUCAUGCACCACUUGCUAACAUGUAUGUUGCUACGACGAGGCGCAGUGCACGAGAACCUGGGCCGGAUGGGCCUGCUGCGUUCAACGAGCAUUUUGCUUUGGGACUCUGCGAGUCGGUCGUGGCCGGAACUAAGGGCGCAGCCUAUAGUACUUUCGCUGAGACUUGGUCAGGUGGUCUGCAGGCAGGAAUGAAGGCAGAUUUUGUUGUAUGCGACAUGGAGUGGGAGAAGGAGAAACUUCUGGCGGCGAAAGUCUCGGAGACAUGGUUUGGGGGCCGAAGAGUGUAUGGCGCAUGA
Messenger RNA from Phaeoacremonium minimum UCRPA7, 1416 nucleotides. RefSeq names its product putative amidohydrolase family protein. Lineage: Eukaryota; Fungi; Ascomycota; Sordariomycetes; Togniniales; Togniniaceae. Bases 1 to 1416 code for a protein of 471 amino acids. The transcript has a single exon. Gene Ontology annotation, molecular function: hydrolase activity, acting on carbon-nitrogen (but not peptide) bonds. The record is from RefSeq and is a predicted model, not a curated record.